AUGAUCACAGAGGAUGACGUCUACCUGCCAAGUGAAAUACUGCUGCAGGAGUACAUCAUGAUGGACUAUGGCUUUGUGUACAAGGGUCAUGAAAGAUUCAUCACCUCCUGGCCCUGGAACUAUGGGCAGUUUGAAGAGGACAUCAUAGAUAUCUGCUUUGAGAUCCUGAACAGGAGCCUGUACUUCUUAGAGAACCCGGCCAAAGACUACUCCCAGAGGAACAACGUGGUGUAUGUCUGCAGGGUGGUGAGCGCCAUGAUCAACAGCAAUGAUGACAAUGGUGUGCUGCAGGGGAAUUGGAGCGAGGACUACUCCACGGGGGUCAGCCCACUGGAGUGGAACGGCAGCGUGGCCAUCCUACGGCAGUGGUCAGCCAGGGGCGGGCAGCCUGUGAAGUACGGACAGUGCUGGGUCUUUGCAGCUGUUAUGUGUACUGUAAUGAGAUGCUUAGGUGUUCCAACCCGUGUUGUUUCUAAUUUCCGUUCUGCACACAACGUGGAUGGAAACUUGACCAUCGACACCUACUAUGACCGAAAUGCAGAGAUGCUAUCAGCUAAGAAACAAGACAAAAUAUGGAAUUUCCAUGUCUGGAAUGAGUGCUGGAUGAUCCGGAAAGAUCUCCCGCCAGGGUACAAUGGGUGGCAGGUCCUGGAUCCCACCCCCCAGCAAACCAGCAGCGGCCUGUUCUGCUGUGGCCCAGCCUCUGUGAAGGCCAUCAGGGAAGGAGAGGUCCACCUGGCCUAUGACACCCCAUUUGUGUAUGCCGAGGUGAACGCCGAUGAAGUCAUUUGGCUGUUUGGGGAUGGCCAGGCCCAGGAAAUCUUAGCCCAUAAUGGCAGUUCCAUCGGGAAGGAAAUCAGCACCAAGAUGGCAGGGUCAGACCAGCGCCAGAAUAUCACCAGCUUCUACAAGUAUCCAGAAGGGUCCCCUGAGGAGCGGUCUGUGUUCAUAAAGGCUUCCCGGAAAAUGCUGAGAUCAGGGAGGACCUUUUCACCCUUCCUGGAUCUGCUGGGGUCUGGGGGCUUUCGGAAUCAACCAGUGUGGCUGCAGCUUCACCUGGCCGGGACACCUGAGUGGGGCCAGGACCUGCUGCUGAAGCUGCGUGCCGGCAGGGUGCCAGACAGCGCCCACCCCCGGGGGCCCAUCAGACUGGAGGUGCGCUUCUGUGCGCAGGCCCUGCUGCACAACGGUGGCACCCGGGAGCCCCUCUGGAGGCAAACAGUGCACUUAAACCUGGACUUUGGGGAGGAGAUACAGUGGCCACUUUUGCUACCCUACAACAAUUACAGAAACAAGCUGACGGAUGAGAAGCUGAUCCGUGUGUCUGGCAUUGCCAAGGUGGAGGGGAUGAGGAGGUUCAUACUGGUCCUGAAAGACAUCUCUCUGGAGCUUCCCCACUUAUCUAUUGAGGUGCCUGAAAGAGCUGAGGUGGGCAAGGCACUGAGAGUCCACGUCACCCUCACUAACACCCGGACGGUGGCUCUGAGUCACUGCAAGAUGGUGCUAGAGGGAAGUGGCCUCAUUCAUGGGCAGAUAUCCAAUGACCUUGGGACUCUGGUGGCUGGACACACUAUCCAAAUUCACUUGGACCUCUACCCCUUCAAAGCUGGGCUACGCCAGCUGCAAGUCCGCGUCAGCAGCAGUGAAGUCAAGGACAUCAAGGGCUAUAGGGACAUCUACGUAGCUGCAGCCAGGGCUUCUUGA
This is a messenger RNA of Hipposideros armiger (great roundleaf bat), 1704 nucleotides long. It is a transcript of the gene TGM7, whose product is annotated as transglutaminase 7. The record is from RefSeq and is a predicted model, not a curated record. Gene Ontology annotation, biological process: peptide cross-linking. Lineage: Eukaryota; Metazoa; Chordata; Mammalia; Chiroptera; Hipposideridae. The transcript is spliced from 11 exons. Bases 1 to 1704 code for a protein of 567 amino acids. Gene Ontology annotation, molecular function: protein-glutamine gamma-glutamyltransferase activity.